AUGGUUGAGCAAUGUGUCAGUACUUGCUUACCAAUCGACGGAAAUGAAAACGUGUACAAAGAGGGCUCAAGGAUCGCUUACGUCGCAUCUAUCACACUGAGCAAAUUAAACAGCAUAAUGAAGCAAAUGAAAAAUUGGCACGAUGAUCGGACGAAACUCAGAGCUAACAUUUGGCAACUGAAGCUGGCGCUACAAGUUGCCGGAAGAGAAAUGGAUGACACCUUGCAUGCUGAUCCGUUAAUCGAGAAUCAAAGGGCAACGAUCAAACGACUCAAAGGGGUGAAUCAGGUGUUGAAGAAAGAAAUAGCGGAGUUUAAAAGCACUUUAAUCGAGGAUCGGUAUGUUAUGUCCGACAAUGCUUGGAAAUCUGACGACAAGCUCCUCGAAGUCAAACAAGAGUCACACGUCAAAGAGGAACAUUUGAGCAACAAAAUUCUUCAUUUCGAAAGUCGAUCGAAAAAAGAUGAAGACGAGCGUGGUUCUGAGCUCAAACAUUUUAAGUGCAAACUGAAGCAUUUCAUGAUGAUCGAUCACACAAUAGAAAUAGUAUUUAUCGACAUAGUCAACAGGGUCGCCGAGACGAUUGCGAAUCUCUACGAGGAGCUAGCGAAUGUCAGCGAACACUUACAAGUGUCUAAACUGAAGAAUGAUAGUUUACAUUAUGAAAUGGAUAAAUUAAGAGCCAUGCUGCGAUUGAAGUGUAACAAUUCGGAGGACUAUCAAAAAAGGAUCGUCGAAUUGGACAACCUAGCGAAUCAUUUGAAAGUAGAACUGGGAGUAUGUAGAGCCAAUUUGGAAGAGAAAUCCUGGGAUACGAAUUGGGUUAGACAAGGUAACCUAAAAAAUGCUGAACGAUUGGCGAUCGAGCUGAAAAAUAAACUGAAAAACGAUUACGAGGCUAUACUUGCCGCUGGCGAUCCCGAUUGCUUACAAUAUAUUAAAAAGAUUAUUGGCCUACGCAUGAAUUUAAAGCAUUUGCAUGUCGAAUUGAUGAAAUCCUGGCAUUUCGAAAAGGAAAGAAAAAAUAGUGGAUGCUUGAAACAGACUUCUGUCCUAGACGAUAAUCUGAAGCAUAUCUGCACCGAGAUCGAUAAAUUUAAAAACGACUAUGUAACGAAACAGCGUAAAGUCGAGGGGCCCGGAAGUCUUCAGUACCUACACAAACUGGAAGAGCUGGAAGCGAUCGUCGGAAAGGCGAGAACGAUGAUAAAUGUGUUGAAUCGGCAAACGAGAGGAAACUCGAACGAAGGGGCGGACAUUGAAAAAUUAGAGAAGCUCGUUCGCGAAGUAUGUCGUGAGAUCAAGCAAUUGGAAGUGAUCGUUGCGUCUAACGAUAGCUCGAGUUUGUUCAAGAGAAUCGAGCAACUGGAGGAGUCGAUCGUUCGAUUAAAAGUGGAGGCGAACGAGAAGGACGAACGGGCGGAGCUAAUCAAGCAGAAGUUAUCCGACGCGAAGGCGUCACUUGAGCAAAGGACCGUGGAACUCAAAGACACGCAAGGAAGAGUAACGGCGCUGACGGAAGAAAACAACAUGUUCAAGGCAAAAACGAAGGAGAUGAAGGAAAGGAUAUCGAAGCUUCAGCGUGAACAGGAGAGCGACAAAAAGGAGGUGGAACAGUUAGAACAGAUAAUCAGCCAAGCAAAUUCGAUGAGAAAGAAAUUGCUGAACGCUCAGACCGAUAAAGAAAGGUUAUUAAAGGAAAUCGGCAAGAUGCGUGACAGUUUUCAGAAAAAGAAUGAUGAAAUUAAAUUGAUCGUUUCUGAAAAAGAUGCUAUGGAAAAGACGUUGAACGAGAAGAUUGCCGAUAUCGGAAAGAAUGUUCACGUUACAUCAAAGGAAAAGAUGAAGUUGCUCAAUAAAAUGAAUGUCUAUCAAUCUACGAACGUCCAUAAGGAAACCGAAAACGCGAAGGAAAUGCAAGAGUUAUCUGCGGACAACAAUGUACAGCGACUAAAAGAGGAGUUGCAAACGUCGAUGCAGCAGUUGAAUAACGCGAAUCGCGAGAUCGUCGAUCUGAAAACCGAAUUGAAGACUUUUUCUAUCAGCAAGGCGAGAAUGGAAGAGGACAUUCUCCACCUGAAGGCGAUAGAGGAGAAACUGGUACGUCAAUUAAACGCUGAGAAAGCUACGGCUGGAAUAAAGGCGAUGGAACUAACUAAAUUAGUAUCGGACUACAAUGAAUUGAACGACGAAAGAAUUCAGCUAAAGAACGAAAAAAGACAAUUGGCGAUGGAAUUAACGAAUUUGAAGAUGGAAAAGGAAUUACUAAACAAAUCUUUGAGAGACAUUAACGCAAACUACUUGAAGCUGGAGGACGAAACCAAGGAGUACAAGUUCAAAUGCAAUGUCCUCCGGGACGAGAUAAGAAACUUCAAAAUAAGCACGGAAGAUCUAGCUUCCAGGUUAGAAGACGCACGAGCGGAGUUGAAUGGCGCAGGGGAUAAAAUAAAACGUUUGGAAUGCGAGAAUUCGCGAAACUGCGACAGCUUACUCGCGUUGACUUUAAAGAACACCGAUUUCGAGAGCCGUGUGCGAGUGCUUCUGGCAGAAAGGGAUGACCUCGCGACGCGUAUUAACGAGCUCGACGCCGAAAACGUCGCCUUGAAGAAUCAGCUGAAUAAAGUUGAAACGAAAAACGAAUAUUCUUCUAUCAAAUUCGAGAAAUUGAGAACGGAGCGUGACAAAGCGGAAUCACAGAAUGUGUCAUUGCGGAACAAGCUCAACGAAACGAUAGAAAACAACGAGACGCUACGGAGGACGGUGGAGGAUCUGAAAAUAAAAUUGAGCAAUGUCCACAGUGAGCAUAGAAUAAUCGAAAAUCAAAUGAAGAUAUUAGAAUUGAUGAACACAACGUUGAAAAAGGAGAAGGAGUCGCUGUAUUGUGAAUACGUUAACAAUUUACGAUUCGAUGGUUCGAAAGCGGAAAAAGAGGAAAUCAUGGCGAUAAAAGACUUGAAUUCCAUCAAACCCACUGAGCAAAUUAAGGACCAUAUUCCGGAGAACCGUGACAAUAAAGCAAAGAAGGAUGACAUGAAACCCGUCAAACGCAUGAACGAGAAGAUGAAGACAAAGGAUAAGAAGGAUGAACUGAAGAAACUGAUGGUAGAGAACAAAGCUUUGAAGUACGAGUUAUCGAACUUGAGGAGACAAAACUUUGAGGUCAAGGUGAUAUUGAGUCGUAUGAAAGAGGAAUUUCAGAAGCACAGGUUUGAGUUAGCCCAAAGCAAGAAGAACGAAACUGCAAUUAGACCUAUCAUGAAUCUUUAUUAUAAUGAGAUUAACAGCUAUACGGAUCGUUAUUCGGACGACUCUGCAGGUGCUGUAGCGUGUAUCGACCGAGCAAGUGUUUGUUACAGCAGGGAGAUAACAGGUCAACAGCCUGGAAUAGAGAUCGAGGGAUUAUUAGAACUCUUCAAUAAAAUGAAAAUCGAGAACGUUGCCCUCAAAAUGGAAUUAAACACGCUGAGAUGCAAUUUUGUCGUUAAUUUUUCAGAAAACGAAAAGAAAUAUCUUCAACUGCAAGAUGCGUCGGAGGAGAUUCAAGCUUUGAAAGUGGAAGUAACGAAACUACGAGACGAGAAGGAAUCUGUACAAAUUCAGCUGGAAGUAACCAGAACGAAAUUGUUCCAGCUAGAGUCCGAGAAGGUCGCAUUGAAAGAUGAACUGUAUACCUUGAGAAAUUUCAAUACCGACCUUAGACGUAAAGCGGACGAAUUACAAUACGAUUAUCAAAAAUUGAAGGAAAUAAACGCGGGUUUAAAAAGUUCCAUAAUGGGAGCAAUGAAGAAGAUACAGAAGCAUACAAUGAGCACAACGGAUAUCACUGACGAUCAACUAAAAGAUAUUUUAAAAAAACACAUUUUAAACGAAGAACUUUCUCAAUCAAUAAAUAAAGCGGGAAUAAGUUUAGAAGAAAUGUAG
Nomia melanderi (Alkali bee) is the source of this 3921-nucleotide messenger RNA. The record is from RefSeq and is a predicted model, not a curated record. NCBI's taxonomy places the organism in Eukaryota, Metazoa, Arthropoda, Insecta, Hymenoptera, Halictidae.